Molecule: messenger RNA, 1877 nt
Organism: Cadophora gregata
Lineage: Eukaryota; Fungi; Ascomycota; Leotiomycetes; Helotiales; Ploettnerulaceae
Exons: 8
Coding region: 201-1742 (513 amino acids)
Cellular component (GO): cytosol
Molecular function (GO): peroxidase activity; heme binding
Source: RefSeq, a predicted model, not a curated record
CGUAGAGUUACUUUCAUUCUUUCUCACUUGGGAUCCUAUUUUGGAAAAGGUAUAGACUGAAAGUUUAGAUACUGUCAAAGUCUUGCAGUGUCCCGGUCUCAAAAAGGCAAAGCACAUUCACACUUUUGAGCCGGAUCUCGAAGGGUCUUUCAUUGCAGCAAACAUUGUGAUACUCCAGAGUUCUACAACCAGACAUAGCUAUGACCUCGUUAAUCAGGAAGGCGAACAUUCAGGGCGACAUCUGGCCUGGCCUGCCCAAAAAGUUCCAAACUUUUCUGUUCUUCCGCAUCAGAAAGCCCGAGCAGUUCAAAGCGCAGCUCAAGGCUUUCGUGCCAGAAAUCACGACGGCGGAAACCGCUGCGGCAUGGAAAGAUGCGAAACAGAAAGAAAAACAGCUUCCCAAAGAUCAAAGGCCCAGCAGACUGCUGCCCAAGACUGGAGUGAAUAUCUCCUUCUCUUCGACCGGACUGGCAGCCUUGGGCAAGUUCGUCUUUGAUGAAGCCGCUGUCAAGAAAGACAAGAAAAUGGCGGCAAUUUUCAGAAAACGCCAGUUGCGUGGAGGGCUCUUUGGCAUCGGAAUGUACACUGAUCUCGUGUACGAAGGCUGGGAUAACCCAGACGAGUUACGUGAGCAAUACAAGCCUCAAGGCGAAAAGAAAGAGCGCUUGAUUGACGGAGUCAUCAUGGUGUCGUCAAGUAUCGAGCAGGAUAUGGUCGAAAAGGUCAACCGAGUGAAGGAACAUUUCCUCAAAGAAUCUGACGUUGACGAGGACACUUAUGUGCUGAGCAACGACCCUGUCGUCGAGUUCCCAUUGACUCGUGUGGGUGCUUCCCGUCCAGGUCGUAAAGAACACUUCGGCUUCAAAGAUGGCAUAAGUCAGCCCAAGAUCCAGGGUCUGGAUGAAUUCUCGCCCAAAGAUAAGGAACCACCAGCUGUUAAACCAGGAAUGAUCUUGUCCGGAUAUGAGGGCGAUGAGAUGGGCCAACCAGACUGGGCAACGGAUGGCAGCUUCAUGGUUAUCCGCGAUUUGCAACAACUUGUUCCCGAGUUUGACAAAUGGCUGGAGGUCAAUUCGCAUAGAGCUCCAUUCGUGGAAAAUUCUAAGGAUCCGAAGGAAAAGUUGGCCGCAUAUCUCAUGGGCCGGUGGAAGAAUGGAACGCCUGUUGAUCUGAGUCCGCACGAUGACAAGGAAGGUGAACCCGAGUAUCAUGAAACAAACAAUUUUGACUUCCACCCUAUGGAAAAGCACGAUAGGUGCCCAUUUGGGGCGCACAUUCGUAAAAUGCGACCCCGUGGGGAUCUUGAGCAUGACCACGCAGUCAUCAUCCGCCGUGGUAUAUCGUACGGCGGUGAAGUGACGCCCGAAGAAAUGGCUGCAAGCAAAUCCGACGACAAAAAUGAGCGUGGGCUCAUAUUUGUGUGCUACCAAAGUGAUAUUCGCAUGGGCUACAGUUUCUUGACAAGUCGUUGGGCUAGUAACCAUCAUUUCCCUGACAAGAAGACCAAGCACGUCGGCGAGAACGGCCCAGGUAUCGACGCCAUCGUCGGACAACGCCUCGCCCAUCACCCACCGCGCUCCAUUGGACUUCCGGACGGAAAACAGCCUAGUGAGGAGCGAGUCGAGCUCGACAACUGGGUUAUCCAUCGUGGCGGCGAGUACUUCUUCACGCCUUCCAUUGAGGCGCUGCAAAACUACCUCACAGGCCCUCACGACUACCCUGACCUCCUGAAAAAGGAUUAGCUAUGACGAGCAUGGAAAUGGGAUGUGGUGUCGCGGAGAAUGGACAAGGUCAAUUUUGGCAUCACAUCCUUUGAUGUUGGAUCGAGACAUGUCAUCUCGUAUUAAGAUACAACAAAACAAUCGUUUUAUUGCCUA